AUGCAACGGGGAAAGGCUACACGUCGCAACCGCCCUCCGCUCCUAGGAGGCCUUGGGCAAAGCCCCCUAGACUUAGAAGCUAAGUUGCGGAUGUCAAGAGAGCCGCACGCGGGCGGCGCGCUGCGAAGCAGGAAAGUCCAAAAAACUUAUUAUGGAGCUAAUCCACUGUUAAUAUGCAAAAAAGAGAACCAUAAAUACAGUAUUCUCAUAGUGUUCUGUGUGUGUGUGUGUGUGUGUUGUUUUUUACUGCAGGAAGCCAAACCUUCAGCAGAGGAUUUGGGUGAUAAAAAAGAGGGGGAAUACAUUAAACUCAAAGUCAUUGGGCAGGACAGCAGCGAAAUUCACUUCAAGGUGAAAAUGACAACGCAUCUAAAGAAACUUAAAGAAUCAUACUGUCAGAGACAGGGAGUUCCAAUGAAUUCACUCAGGUUCCUCUUUGAGGGUCAGAGAAUUACUGAUAAUCAUACUCCAAAAGAGCUUGGAAUGGAAGAAGAAGAUGUGAUUGAAGUUUAUCAGGAACAGACAGGAGGCCAUUCAAAAAUUUAGAAUGUUUGCUUUUUUCCCUUUCCCCUUCCCCUUUAUCCUUUUUUAUUUUUAAAUAAUAGUUCUUUUGUAAUGUGGUAUAUAACACUGAAUUAAAUCCAAUGCCCCAUUCCUAUGUUUGAAAUAUUAUUUCCAGUUGUCUGUUUUGAAUUCUUGUGCUCAUUAUACACUGUCAUUGUGUCAGACUCUUGUGAUCCUACUGCAGUUGUGCUUCCCAAUUUUUCCUGUUUUCUCUUUAGAAAUGCAACUGUCUACACAUGUGGUUAUGUGUUGGCAAGGCUUGCGUAUUCAAGCCUGUUGACAAAUUUGCCAGUGGGCAAAGAUUCCUAAUAUUCAUAUUGGCCUGAAAUUUAGGUGUGUGACUUUUAUUUGUGGAUUUUAAGAUAAAAAGGUAUGAAAGAUUUUUGAAAUCUAAACAGAAGGAUUGUGUCCUAAAAUUAAGAGUUUUCUGUAGGUUUUACUGGGAAGUAUUCAAAUGCUGAUGGCAAAAAUGUAGUUUCUUUAUGGUAAUAUUAUCUUUGAAAUGGCUUCACUGAAGAUAACAUGGACAUUUUUAGGAUUUUUGUCAACAGAAGAUCCUAGGAAGUUCUAAUUUUUAGUAAUGUACACCUUCAUGCAACAAGACUUAUGAUUUUUAUGUUGUACCUGUUUGCCUGGAAUGUGGUUUUUCAAUGGACAUAGAUUGUAUUGGCUUCCCUUUAAAUAAAUAAGAGGAAACAAAUUCAUACACCUCCGCAUUUUCUUUUAAGACAUGAAUCUGGAAGAUUAUUUGAAAAACUAGUGAGGAAUAUUAAAAGUAGUUUCAUAUCAAUACUUGAGGAUGUAAUAUAGGAAAAAUUGUUAACUUGAUUCAUUUUUGAGAAUUAGCAGUUUCCCUGCUGCUUGCUUUCAGUUUAUAAGUAGAAAUAAAGAAUUUAUCUUUCACUGGGAGUUGUAUUUUGUACAUGCAAUGUGUAGCUCCUGAACUCUGAAAAUUCAUGUUACUGUAAAGUAACGAUGGAAAAAUAAAGAAGAAAUGAAAAUAAAUGAAUACUCAAAACAUCCUUCUUUAGGUGUUUAAAAAACAGGGAUGUACCAAGUCCUCAGUUUCAGAGAAUCACAUAAAAUACUGGGACUCAGUUAUGAAUAACCUAAUCUAUUGAUUUCAGUGAAAUUUAACCUUGAAAAUCCUCGGUACUUUGCAGACAAGUGCAUCCUGUAUAAGAUGCACUUAUUCUUCAGAUGCUUCAGAAAUUCUUCAGAUUCUUCAGAAAUGCUGAAAAAACAUUGACCUAAGAUCAAGAUUCUCACCUUUUAAAAUCCAGAGCUUUUCCUUUUGACUUCAGUAGGUUCAGGAUUGAAGACCUUGCAUUAAAUCCUGUUUGUUUGUAUAAAGAAGUAAACUAAUUGAUUUUCAGACAGCUCACGUUGGCAAUCUUAGAGUAUAGAUACCUCUAAAAAAAAGAUGUCUGGAAAUAAGUUACUCAUUGAUGUUUGGAAAUUAUGUGAAAUAGUAUUCUAAAAUGAGGGCUGAUCAACAAAACCUUUGUUUCCUAAGUGAUUGUCUAAUUCAAAAUUUUUUACCUUCGUAUCUUGGUUUACUGCAGAACUGUCAUAGAAAACCUGUUAAUGCUAGAAAGGUUUUUUGGCUCAGGUUUGCAAUAUUGAUGAUGGCAGGACUAGAAACAUAUUGCUCUACCUCGGGUUUAUUUUCGUUGCCAGGGGAAUGGGAAAAGGUCAAAAAUUAAGACUGCAAUGUUCUUAACCAUACUUUAACAAACCAUUUAAUUGUAUUUACUUUUUGGGCACUUACUGUAAAGUGUUAAAUGGAUCUUCUCCAAUGCUUGUAGUUUCCAUGUCCCACUACUGAUGCCUUUUUUGUACGCAUGCCGAACUUUUUUUAAAAAUUAAAACUUGUUUUCAAAAAUCAUAA
This is a messenger RNA of Python bivittatus (Burmese python), 2455 nucleotides long. The record is from RefSeq and is a predicted model, not a curated record. Lineage: Eukaryota; Metazoa; Chordata; Lepidosauria; Squamata; Pythonidae.